AUGAGGCCGAGUGUUGACGCGGCAGUGUUGGAGAGAGAGCCGGGUGCCGGCUCCUGGUGCGUGUGGAACGUUUCAGAGAGGAGCCGGGGACGUUCAGAGAGGAGCCGGGGACGUUCAGAGACGAGCCGGGGGACGUUCAGAGAGGAGCCGGGGACGUUCAGAGGGGAGCCGGGGACGUUCAGAGAGGAGCCGGGGACGUUCAGAGAGGAGCCGGGAACGUUCAGAGAGGAGCCGGGGACGUUCAGAGAGGAGCCGGGGACGUUCAGAGAGGAGCCGGGGACGUUCAGAGAGGAGCCGGGGACGUUGAGAGAGGAGCCGGGGACGUUCAGAGAGGAGCCGGGGACGUUCAGAGAGGAGCCGGGGACGUUCAGAGAGGAGCCGGGGACGUUCAGAGGAGCCGGGGACGUUCAGAGACGAGCCGGGACGUUCAGAGACGAGCCGGGGACGUUCAGAGAGGAGCCGGGGACGUUCAGAGAGGAGCCGGGGACAGAGGAGCCGGGGACGUUCAGAGAGGAGCCGGGGACGUUGAGAGAGGAGCCGGGGACGUUCAGAGAGGAGCCGGGGACGUUCAGAGAGGAGCCGGGGACGUUCAGAGACGAGCCGGGGACGUUCAGAGAGGAGCCGGGGACGUUCAGAGGGGAGCCGGGGACGUUCAGAGAGGAGCCGGGGACGUUCAGAGAGGAGCCGGGAACGUUCAGAGAGGAGCCGGGGACGUUCAGAGAGGAGCCGGGGACGUUCAGAGAGGAGCCGGGGACGUUCAGAGAGGAGCCGGGGACGUUGAGAGAGGAGCCGGGGACGUUCAGAGAGGAGCCGGGGACGUUCAGAGAGGAGCCGGGGACGUUCAGAGACGAGCCGGGGACGUUCAGAGACGAGCCGGGGACGUUCAGAGAGGAGCCGGGGACGUUCAGAGAGGAGCCGGGGACGUUCAGAGAGGAGCCGGGGACGUUCAGAGAGGAGCCGGGGACGUUCAGAGAGGAGCCGGGGACGUUCAGAGAGGAGCCGGGGACGUUGAGAGAGGAGCCGGGGACGUUCAGAGAGGAGCCGGGGACGUUCAGAGAGGAGCCGGGGACGUUCAGAGACGAGCCGGGGACGUUCAGAGACGAGCCGGGGACGUUCAGAGAGGAGCCGGGGACGUUCAGAGAGGAGCCGGGAACGUUCAGAGAGGAGCCGGGGACGUUCAGAGAGGAGCCGGGGACGUUCAGAGAGGAGCCGGGGACGUUCAGAGACGAGCCGGGGACGUUCAGAGACGAGCCGGGGACGUUCAGAGAGGAGCCGGGGACGUUCAGAGAGGAGCCGGGGACGUUCAGAGACGAGCCGGGGACGUUCAGAGAGGAGCCGGGGACGUUCAGAGAGGAGCCGGGGACGUUCAGAGAGGAGCCGGGGACGUUGAGAGAGGAGCCGGGGACGUUCAGAGAGGAGCCGGGGACGUUCAGAGAGGAGCCGGGCCGAUUGCGAUUCCGUACCCCACUUCGUCAUUAACCCCGGACGAGGUGAGUGGAGCCUCCCGCUGGGAUUACGUGCCGGAAAACCACGAGAUCCUUUAUACUUCACCCCGGGAAAACAAUAACACGAAAACGCUCGAUACACACACAGCACAAAUCUCCUGCACGCACGCACAAGACGAGACGUCGCCACUCCGAGGAUGGAUUUCCGUCACUGCUAAAGCCGCUUAACACACAGAGAUAUCGUGCUUUCCGUGUUAAAGCAGCGCGGAGGCAGUGAUCGUGUGGUGUGUGUGUGAUGUGCGUGAUGUGUGUGUGUGUGGGG
Molecule: messenger RNA, 1767 nt
Organism: Petromyzon marinus (sea lamprey)
Lineage: Eukaryota; Metazoa; Chordata; Hyperoartia; Petromyzontiformes; Petromyzontidae
Source: RefSeq, a predicted model, not a curated record